Aplosporella prunicola CBS 121167 is the source of this 858-nucleotide messenger RNA. RefSeq lists its product as uncharacterized. NCBI's taxonomy places the organism in Eukaryota, Fungi, Ascomycota, Dothideomycetes, Botryosphaeriales, Aplosporellaceae. Gene Ontology annotation, cellular component: nucleus; protein-DNA complex. Gene Ontology annotation, biological process: base-excision repair, AP site formation; DNA alkylation repair; base-excision repair. The annotation marks the transcript as partial. The transcript has 4 exons. The record is from RefSeq and is a predicted model, not a curated record. Gene Ontology annotation, molecular function: DNA-3-methyladenine glycosylase activity; alkylated DNA binding; DNA-7-methylguanine glycosylase activity.
GCCUCGCCGCCUCACUCACGCCCAGCGGAGCCGCACGCUACCAACGCGCCUAUCAAAACAGAAGAUGGAUCGCGCGUCACGGCGUACCCAGGCCUGGAAGCCGCCUCGGCGCCCAACGAGCUGCUGCCACCUCCGACAACGACAACAGAAGACCUUCUUGCGCGGGCAGAAGCGCAUCUCAUCAGUGUCGACCCGCGGUUUAAGGGCGUGAUUGAGAAGCAUCCAUGCCGGAUAUUCAGCCCGGAAGGGCUGCAGGAGGAAGUGGACCCGUUCAAGAGUCUGGUUAGCGGCAUCAUUGCGCAGCAGGUCUCGGGCGCGGCCGCCAAAUCCAUCCAAGCGCGCUUCAUCGCCCUCUUCUCUGAUACCAGCAGCGGCAGCACGCCUUCCGACGCCCCUCCCCCCACCUUCCCAUCACCGGCCGCCGUCGCUGCCGCCGAUAUCCCCCGCCUACGCAGCGCGGGCCUCUCGCAGCGCAAGGCCGAGUAUGUGCAGGGCGUGGCGGGGCAGUUCGCUCGGGGCGAGUUGAGCGCGGCGGCGCUGGCGCGCGCGUCGGACGAGGAAGUGUUGACGAUGCUGACGGCGGUGCGGGGGUUGGGGCGCUGGAGUGUCGAGAUGUUCAUGUGCUUUGCGCUGAAGCGGUGCGAUGUGUUUAGUACGGGGGACCUGGGCGUGCAACGCGGCAUGGCCGCCUGGCUCGGACGCGACGUCAGCAAGCUCAAAGCCAAGGGCGGCACCAACAAGUGGAAGUACUUGAGCGAGCGCGAGAUGCUCGAGCACUCGGCGCCGUAUGCGCCGUUCCGAAGCCUCUUCAUGUGGUACAUGUGGCGCGUCGAAGACGUCGACAUCAGCGCGCUCCAA